AUGCCUCUCCCCGCGGCGCUGCUGCUGCCGGCGCUGCUCCUGGGGCUGCUGUGGCCAGGGGCGGUGCGGGCCCGGUCGCCCCCGGGUCGCCUCCCCGCCGGGCCCCGCCAGCGCCGCUGGGACGCGGCUCUUUUCGCCCGCUCCGUCGCUCGCCUCCCGGCCGAGCGCCGCGAUGCCGCCCGCGACGGCGACUACCUCCUGGGCAUCAAACGCCUCCGCCGCCUCUACUGCAACGUGGGCAUCGGCUUCCACAUCCAGGUCCUCCCCGACGGCCGGAUCGAUGGGAUUCACAGCGAGAAUCGAUAUAGUCUGCUGGAAAUUUCUCCCGUGGAAAGAGGAGUGGUGAGCAUAUUUGGUGUUAGGAGCGGACUCUUCGUGGCCAUGAAUAGCAAAGGCAAACUCUAUGGAUCUACCCAUUUCAAUGACGAGUGCAAAUUCAAAGAGAUUCUCCUGCCAAACAACUACAAUGCCUACGAAUCCAGGAUUUAUCCCGGGAUGUACAUAGCCCUGAGCAAAAAUGGAAGAACAAAGAAAGGCAAUAAAGUAUCUCCCACAAUGACAGUGACACAUUUUCUUCCUAGAAUCUGAGACAUCUCCCUUCAGACCUACCUCAGCACAGGGGAAGACGCGGAACACGUUUGGGGAAAAGAAACAUGGUGCACUUUUACUGGAGAGUUUUAUGCAAGAGUAGGUGUAAGAUAUUUAAGUUAAUUAUUUAAAUCUGUAUAUAUUGUCACAAAAUUUAUUUAUAGCUCCGAUUUUUCUUUUUUUUUUUUUUUUUUUUUAAAUUUCUGAAAGCAAAACAAACCUCCAACCCAAGGUCUUUUUCAUUUCACGGUGCAACUAGUAGAAGACUUCCGCUCUGUGGUUUAUUUAAUUCGUUUCUAAGUUAUCACAGGUGUGCUGCUACUCCGUGUCCUAAGCCAGGUGACAUCCAAUUCCUCUCUCUUCCAACGUUUUGCACUGUUUGUGUGUUGUAGGGUGCCUGCUGUCGUACAUGUGUUUGUAUGUUUGUUUGUUUGUUACGGUGGCUUUGUUCUCCUCUGCGUGCCUUCCAAACCUCCCCCGUGACUCCCAGAGAAGCUCUUGGCCUCCAAGAAGGAGUGGGAUGCCAGUGUGGAGCCACACACAAUGCCUGAGCUCCUUUGUGCCGCGUUGCUAUUUAAUUGGAGCGGGAUCGGUUUACCCCGGUGCGGAGAGCGUGGGGCUGGAGAGCCGCCCCACGAAUCUGUUUUUAGAUCUGCCAGCGCUGAACUUUGAACUUUCCUGCAGUCCCUCUUCUCAGUGGAGAGGCUCAAGCACCUCUGGCAGCUCGGCAGGAUUGGGGCUGGGUUUGUCUAUUUAGACAAACCACCUUUUUUGGCCCUUAGUGAUACAAUUGCUUGGCGUAAGGCUAAAAAAUAACGUGUCUGUCCCUCUCCCCAAAAAUGCACUGUGGAACUACAGUGAACCAGUUUAACUUCAUUCAAAUCGAAUUCAGAGACUACCUUCAUUUUUCAAAGUUUGGGGAACUCUGUAAUGCUUGUAAGUUUUUAGAAGGCAAAAGCAUUUGCUGGUUUCUAGUGAGCACGAGCUCCACAGAGAGAAUUUAGAUUGAUUACAAGGAAUUGAGGUUGGUUUGUACUAUUUAUUAUUUUUGCUGCAGUAUUUGGAAGGAGAAGUAUGCUGCUUUUUUUUUUUUUUUUUGCUGUCUCAUUCCCUGAUGAAGUUGAUUAAUUUCUACCUCACUAACUCCCAAAGCCAGUCUCCUAACAAAUUCUGCACAGAAGGAAGGUUCCCACUUUCCUGCUUGGGCUCACAGUUCUGGAGGAGGGCCCGGGGGAACAAUCGUAAUCCCAAAUCUCUCUUUUUUUCCAUAUGUAGCCAAAAGUAUUCAGGAUAGAGUUGGUUGCAUCCUAUUUGAGCCUUGUCACGUUUGAGCUAUCUUUACCCAGUGGUUUACUUUUAGUAAGGAUAAUCAUGGUGAAAAUAUUUGCAGACAGCUGUCAGGCUGCAGUACUGUAUCGUCAUCAAGUAACCCUAUAUUUCUCUUUAUAUAUUUUUCAAGUGUAACUCGUGUCUCUAACGUGAUGAAGGAAAAGACAGGUUUCAUUACGGGGGAAUCACUAAAAGGAUUCAUUUGUCUUUUUUGUUCUUUUUUUAUUUUUUUUUUUCUGCUUUAUAAGAUACUUCAUCUUUGGGGCAUCACAAAGUUAAGCGGGAACCAGGACUAACCACAAUGUUUGGUGACUUAGAGGAUGUUUACAGAUCAUCUUCCCAUCUAAACUAAUUAUUUCUGACUACACACAAAUUUGAGUUCAGCUUUUUUUUUUUCUUUUUCCUCUUUACAUUCCUACACAAAAGCCUUUGUUCCUUUGUAAUGGUAUAGACCUGCCUGUAUCCUCUGCUUACACAUGACCUUGAAGACAAACUCUACUCACCAAAGUUCAGUAAGAUCAGAGCAGACCAGGACCAGACCUUAAGGCAGAUGCUGUCCAAGCAAAAGUAAUUAAGAAAAAAGGAAGCCAAAUCAAGACAGAGGAAAUGUCAUGCCUAAGGAUUUAUUUUUACCUGUAAAUUGGAGGAUUUCUGUACUUUCUGUGUUUUCUAUAUGUGAGCAAUCAUUGUGUAAUUAUCACCACUACCUCUGACAACUGAUGAUUUUGUUCCAGCUUUCAGAUAGCAAAAUCAGACCCCAAAGAUUCUCUCUGGGAAAUGGUUCUUCUUUGUCACUUUCCACUUUUGUCACUUCAUUAAAUCCACAACCAACGGCCUCACACAAGAUAUGCUCAGAGGUAGUUGUUGUAACUUUUAAAUAUUGUGAUAAAACCUCGAUGACGAUGUUUCAUGGUAUGAGCUUUUCACCAUUUACCAGAAUCUGUCUGUAGUUUUAUACAGGUGCUGUUCAAGACUGUGGUGUAUGUGCUGUGCACACUUAA
Pseudopipra pipra is the source of this 2918-nucleotide messenger RNA. It is a transcript of the gene FGF4, whose product is annotated as fibroblast growth factor 4. NCBI's taxonomy places the organism in Eukaryota, Metazoa, Chordata, Aves, Passeriformes, Pipridae. The record is from RefSeq and is a predicted model, not a curated record. Gene Ontology annotation, molecular function: growth factor activity; fibroblast growth factor receptor binding. The coding region runs from base 1 to 588 and encodes 195 amino acids. Gene Ontology annotation, biological process: regulation of cell migration; positive regulation of protein phosphorylation; cell differentiation. Gene Ontology annotation, cellular component: cytoplasm. The transcript is spliced from 3 exons.